Paramecium sonneborni is the source of this 817-nucleotide messenger RNA. The record is from the annotation of a GenBank genome assembly. NCBI's taxonomy places the organism in Eukaryota, Ciliophora, Oligohymenophorea, Peniculida, Parameciidae.
AAUAUAUUGAUCAUCAUGUAAAUUCUAAUAAUCAUGGGAUAAAAAUCCCAUUUAGAGUCGGUCAAUGAAAAUGAAAAUAUUUAUGAUUAUAUGAGCAAAUAUGCAAAGCUGUCUAAAGAAUAAAUUCAAGUAAAAUUGUAAUUUGAUGGUGAAAAUAUCGAUCGAAAUAGUUUGUUCAAAGAAUAUCAUAAUAAAAAUAAUCUCAUAGCAUUUUAUGUUUCAAACUUUGAAUAGAAAUCUAUAUCAGAAAUUAAAAAAUAGCCUAGCAUUGGAUAAUAUGGGUUUUAGAAGUAAUAGAUUUACGAAUCACCAGGAUUAAACAACAACAAUUCCUUAAAGUGCUUAAAUGAUGAACAAAUAAAUAAAUCUUCGGCUAUGUCUUUAGAAUCAUCAUAGAAUGUGGAAAACUUCGUCUCUCUUCAAUCACUUUAAAUUACAUAAUGUUAUUUUUGUUAAUAAUUAAUCAAUGAUGAUGAAUAGGUUUAAUUGCCAUGUUAACAUUUUUACCACGUUAAAUGUUUAAAUAUUCUUGUUGAGAAUUAAUUAAUAUAAAAAAAGCCAAACCUACAAUGUUUAUGCAAUUAAAAAGUUUAAUUCUAAAUUUUAUAUUUAUUGGGUGAUAAGUAUAACGCUGAAGCAUAAAAAUACAGAUUUAUUUUAAAUUAGCUUUAAUCAAUAGAAGAGAGUUUAAAAGUUUAUUAAUAAUACAGAAAAUGCAAUAAGAGUAAGAUUUGUAACUUUUUCUAUCUUCAUUAAUCCUCUUUAAAGGAAGAACAUAAAAUUUGCCCAAGUUGCUUAAUAGCAAGUUGAAAAUGAU